GGGACGGCCAAGAAUAGCAAAGAGCACGCGAAUCUAGCCGCCCUGUAACCGAGUCUGGUGAAGGCGACCGACCGCUCCCUGCGUGGUCCGUCAAGAACCGAACGAACUGUUUAACGUAAAAUAAUUUUCGUCGCGGGACACGCGAUUAGUGAUCGUGAUCGUAUAUGGAGGCAAGAAACGGAAAACGUCGGUUUCAGCGUGUCGAAUCACGCGAAGUGAACUGAACAGUGUAGUGGCCUCGGUGAAAUAGUAGAAGAUCCAAAAACGCGGAGAAGAGAAAGAGUGAGAUAUCAAGGGGAAGAGAGAGAGAGAGAGAGAGAGAGAGAGAGAGAGAGAGAGAGAAAGAGAAGAAGAGACCGUGCGAAGUGGUUAGAAGGUUCUACGAGUGCGGUUGGUGCGUGUUUUUUCGGCGAUGUCUGUCGAGAGCCGUUCGAGCUCAGCCCUGUUUAAAAGGGCUGAACAGCUGAAACGUUGGGAACAGUCAGAGACGAAUCGUGAACCGGCCCAACCACGUCAGGUCGCGCGUAAGAUUAAGUUCUCCGCGGAUUGCGUGUUCCUGGCAGCGUGCGCGGCAGGCGACAAGGAGGAGGUUGUACGUUUACUUGAAAAGGGGGCGGAUAUCAACACCGGAAACGUUGACGGUCUCACAGCGUUACACCAGGCAUGUAUCAAUGAUGAUUUGGACAUGGUCGAAUUUUUAGUAGAAAAAGGAGCUGAUAUCAACUGUGGUGAUAAUGAAGGAUGGACACCGCUGCACGCGACUGCAUCUUGUGGACUGAUAUCUAUUGCUAAAUAUUUAAUAGAAAAAGGAUGUAAUUUGGCAGCAGUUAACAAUGAUGGUGAAUUAGCUCUCGAUAUUGCACAAAGCAAUGAGAUGGAAGAUAUGUUACAGCAACAUGUAAAUGAAGCUGGCAUAGACUGUGACCAAGCUAGAAGUGAAGAAGAGAGGUCAAUGUUAAAUGAUGCCAGAGCAUGGCGAUCAGGAGCGACAGGCAAAGACUCAAUUCAUCCUAAAUCAGGAGCUACAGCACUACAUGUUGCAGCUGCCAAGGGCUACAUUAAAGUUAUGAACAUUUUACUACAGGCUAGGUGUGAUGUUAAUUUUCAAGAUUUUGACGGUUGGACACCCUUGCAUGCUGCAGCACAUUGGGGUCAAUUGGAAGCCUGUGAACUUUUGGUAGAAAAUUUCUGUAAUAUGGACAUUAAGAACUAUGCGGAUCAAACGGCAUUUGAUAUCGCCGACGCGAAUAUAUUACAAGCUUUGGAAGAAUUGAAAGAGAAACAGAAACUUAUGAUGAAAGAUCAUCCACAAAUUAUAAACAAAAAGCAGCCAACUAUACCAAAGAAACGUGUAUCAACGAGUAACGAAAAUAUGAUAGCUAUGCAAGAAUCUGUGGAAACCUUCGAAGAAGAAACGCCAAAUAAAGUUAAAAAAGUCGAAUUAGAAAUUCAGUCUGACAAAGAAGAUUCUAGUACUGGAACAAAUAGUGAUGUUGAAGCGACACGUGAAACAGAUAUGGAAGAGAGUGAUGGUGAAGGUGAAUCUGAGACUAGCUCAGAAUCACAUUCUUCCACUUACUCCAAUCAAUCUGAUAAGUCUAACGAAUCAAACCACUCUCCAUGUCUUACAGAUGAUGAGAAGAAAAAUAGAGCGAAUAGAGAAGAAACAACCCAGAACAAUUCAUCCCCUACCGACACUAAUAAAGUUCCUAAUCAGGCUCCAAUAUUGCCUCCAAAGCAACAGAUUGAUAAUAACGAAGAAGGAGUGAUACCAUCAUGGCGACGUUCAGGCUCCUUCAGAAAUAGAAUACAAAAUACAGAAGCAACGAAUUCUUUAUCUACGAGGCUUGAAGAAAAGGACAAGAAUAUUAAGUCACCGACCAUGUCGAACAAACACAAUACCGAAUCCGAUGUGGUUUUAACUAGAACGCAUAGUUUUGAAACGGAUGAAAAGUUCUAUGAGCAGUACUUGGCAUUACGAGCUCGCAUCAAGGCGUUUUCCUGCCCUACUCUCCAUUGCUGCAACGCAGCUACUCCUACUCACACCAAUACUACGACUCGCUCUGCAUCUCUACGCGAAACCCACAGAAGAAAAGAAGCAAAAUUAAACUUGGAACUGUCAAGACUGCCACAGGGAAGCAAUACACUUUCACCAACAUCCACAUCUAAAACAAUAGUGUCAAGUACACUGCCAACUACUACAGCCACAGCUACUACAACUGCCACAACAACAACUACAACAACAAGUCCUAUUCCAGCCAAUCAAGUGCGCAGUGUUCAACCAGUGGAAGCUACAACCACAAUUCUAUCGAGUGCAAACAAUUCAGUAGCAGUUCCUGGAACUCCCACUACACCAGGGGGGAGCAAGCUAAGUCCAGGAAAUAUCUUCAAGAAUUUCUUCAAAUCCUUCGUCCCACCUGUUCGAGAUGAAGAAAGUGAAACGCAAAGAAAGGCACAUGCAAAGAGAGUAAGAGAAACUCGACGCUCGACUCAGGGUGUGACUUUAGACGAAAUCAAAAGUGCAGAACAGUUGGUGAAGAAAAAGCAGCAAAACAAUGAAACCCCUUCUACGAUAUCGUCAACGCAGCCAACAACCACUACCGGCAAUACAGCCUCGAUUACAGCUACAAUAACAACAGCAACUCCUACUACAGUGACUGCAAACAAACCCUCCGAGGAACUUAACUUACCCGACAGACGGCCUUCUUGGAGGCUGAAAGUUGAUAAUGGAAGCAAGUUUCAGUUAGAAGAUGCUAAUAACAGGACCUCCGCCCUACCUAAUACAGAUACUACCACAGCGUAUAUGAGAAGACCUUCCGCAGGCUCGAGUGUACCUAGACCGUCGUCAGCUCCUGUCGAAACAAUUGCAACUAGUAGUGCAGAAACAACUGUAACAUUACCACUUAGACGAUCAUUAAAACAACCCGAAGACAAGGAACAAGAUAAAGAAAAUGACAGCAGAAAUGCACAAGCCACACAAGCCGUCAUACAAAGGAGACGAAGGCCUAAAAGAAGGUCUACAGGCGUUGUUCAUGUUGAUAUGGACGAAAUUGAUCCUGAAAAGCAAGACUUAACUGCUGGUGGUGAUUGUGAUGAAUCUAAAAUCAAUCAUAACGAGAGUGGGAAUGAUCGUUCUGGAAGAUCCAACAGGCUAGGCUCCAUAUCAUCGUUAUCAUCGGAAGCACCCUCUAUGUCGGCCAGAAUAAAAUCUACAACUUCUGAGAAUGGCGAACUAGAUUACAAAAAAUUGUACGAAGAAUCUCAAGCGGAAAAUGAGAGGCUCAAAGAAAAACUGAGGCGGUCGGAUGAACAAUUAAAGGAAGCUAGAAAUUCAUUGGACAAAGCACAAAGUGCUCAAAAUAAAACAGUUCUGUCCGAAGCUGAAAAAAGGGAAAGGAGAGCGAUGGAAAGGAAACUGUCGGAAAUGGAAGAAGAAUUGAAGCAAUUACAAAAGCUCAAAGCUGAAAAUGAGAGAUUGAAAGCCGAAAAUCGGGCACUUACCCGCGUCGUAUCCAAACUCACCAAUACUACUAAAUAG
Dufourea novaeangliae is the source of this 3538-nucleotide messenger RNA. RefSeq names its product protein phosphatase 1 regulatory subunit 12A (gene Mbs). The record is from RefSeq and is a predicted model, not a curated record. Gene Ontology annotation, cellular component: cytoplasm. NCBI's taxonomy places the organism in Eukaryota, Metazoa, Arthropoda, Insecta, Hymenoptera, Halictidae. Bases 413 to 3538 code for a protein of 1041 amino acids. The transcript has 21 exons. Gene Ontology annotation, molecular function: protein kinase binding; phosphatase regulator activity; enzyme inhibitor activity. Gene Ontology annotation, biological process: signal transduction.